This is a messenger RNA of Acytostelium subglobosum LB1, 918 nucleotides long. RefSeq lists its product as hypothetical. Gene Ontology annotation, molecular function: cysteine-type deubiquitinase activity. Lineage: Eukaryota; Evosea; Eumycetozoa; Acytosteliales; Acytosteliaceae. Bases 1 to 918 code for a protein of 305 amino acids. The record is from RefSeq and is a predicted model, not a curated record. The transcript has a single exon.
AUGUUAGAGACAGAGCAUCAACAUCACCAACAACUUCAACAACAACAACAUCAUAGUAGCGGUAUUAAAGAGUGUGGAGAUGAUAGUGAGAGAAUAAAGAUGAUCAAGAUCAAUGAGAGUAGACAGGAUCAGAAGAGACAGGUACUGGAUGCGAUGCGGUCAGCUGACAAGCUGGUCACAGGCCAAUCCAUGUUCCUAAUAUCUGCUCAGUGGAUGGCAACGUGGAGGAACUAUGUUGGUUUGGAGGAUGGCCAUCACUCUGCUGGCGCCAUCCCAGCGGCACCAGUCAAUGGACACAGCGCCACCACAGCAUCCAUGGCCACGGACAACUCAUUCUUUGAUAUACCUCCGCCAGAGCCUAUCAACAACAGGUCGUUGAUCGAGCGUGACGAUUCAGAGACACUGCCAAUACUGUCAGUGACAGUUCGCGAACGAGAUGACUACGAGAUCAUACCAGAAGCUGCUUGGCAACAUCUGCAUCGACUGUAUGGUGGCGGUCCAGAGAUCAAGAGGUCGGUUAUAGAGGUUGGCAUUAAGAAUGAGCGAGUGGUAGAGGUACAUCCAGUGAUCAUCAUGUUGCAAUACGUGCAUAGAUACAAUCACAACCUGAUCGCUCCGCCACCUCAGUCCGUCCCCACUCCAGCACAAUCCACCAAUGGUCAUCAUCACAAUGUCAAUGGUCAAUCGAAUGGCCAUGCUACACUAAAUGGAACUGAAAGCAGUCCAUCACAACCACAGCCACAGACACAGGUACAGCCACAAGCACAACAGACACAGCCAAAGAGUCAACAUUAUGACUUUAUCAUUCAGAGGAGUCGAAGGUCCCCACUGAGUACAUUAGAGAGUUUAUGCUGCAAGGGAACGUGCGGAUUCAAGCAAGCUGGUGAUGUACAGACAUACGAUUGGCAAGCAUCGUAA